This is a messenger RNA of Aureobasidium melanogenum CBS 110374, 960 nucleotides long. RefSeq lists its product as uncharacterized. Bases 1 to 960 code for a protein of 319 amino acids. NCBI's taxonomy places the organism in Eukaryota, Fungi, Ascomycota, Dothideomycetes, Dothideales, Saccotheciaceae. The transcript is spliced from 3 exons. The record is from RefSeq and is a predicted model, not a curated record.
AUGACCAAAGAACUGCUCCGUUGGGAAGACAGUCCUGGUCUUGAGCACCACUGUCCCAAGUGCCAGACUCCCUUGAACAACCCGAGAGCCAAACACACCUGCUACCUCAAGCAUGUGGAGAUAUGUCCGCUAUUUCACCAGCACUUCUUCAUGAUCGGCCAGGCUCACAACUGCGACACUUGCCGUCGCAACAAUAGCGCUCACAAUGAGCGCCACAGACAGCUCGCCUUGCUUCUCCGCCAGCUUGUUCAGCUUCAGCAAGAACAAGGCAUUGAGCCCAGCGGCUCCUCUGGUUCGCCAUUCUCGCCCACCAGCAAAAGAUUCUCCAGCUCCUGGCCUGCCGACACUGAUCCAGAGACUCCUUCAAAGCUCAGGAAGCGUGAGCGCAAGAAGGCGAAGAAACGCAUCAAAGCGUUAAAGGGAGGAGACGCCCUCACCACCGCCGAAGUUGCCGCCAUAGCCACGGCUCUGCACCCUCCCUCUCGCAACGACAGCACCUCUUCUGCAUCGUCAUCUUCAACUAAUACUACCGACAGCAGCAGCCAGAGUACCGACCGUAAUGACUCUGUGCCCAUCCCUGGCUCGCCCAACUCACCCACCACCCCCGCUCCUGAGAGCCCAUCCUUCAACAAUCUCAUGAACGCCAACAAAGCCUUCUAUCCGGAUGUCAACGGCAAACUCAACUCCGCCCGCAUGGCUCUGCAGAAACAACUUGUCUCUGUGUUGGAUGAAACUUAUCCUCCCCUGGACGCAUCGGUCGAGAAUGCCAUGCAUGCUCUCAAUAUCCCUGAUGUUGAUGCAAAGACUCCUAAGUGCAUUUUUGAGCUUGUGGCAAAGAUCAAGGAGGCUGUCAGAGAGGAUUUGUUCUGUGCUGAGUGUGAUGUGCGCAAGUUCCGUCUCAGACAGGCUGGUUGGUAUCGCUUUGUCAACCGCUCCGUGUUGGCUUUGAAGGAGGAGUGA